GUAGCUCCGCCGCCGUUGCAUAGACACCGGCCGACUUUCGUUUUCGCCGGCCGCGCCGGUAAAAUCACGCGCCAAUCGCCUUCGAAUUUAAUUUUUAUCGGCCGCUGUCUGUAGUAAUUUUUGAAUAUUUUUUUAAACUAAAAUAAGUAAUAUAUAUAUAUAUAUAUAUUUUUUUUUUUUACUACACUUGUCUGUUUUCGAGAAAAAAAAAUUAAUACCACCACGCUGACCGGUCGUCGGACCACUACGGCGGCGACCGUCAUGAGCGGCCACCGGACGACGGACACCGGCGGUAAUUAGACCGCGUGGGACGUCAUGCGACCACGAGGACCGGGGCCACCGCGGCCGCUGGUCGCGUUGACUGUGGUGGCCAUAGCCGCCCUGGCUUUGACGCGUACGCCGCCGGCGGUGUUCGCCGAAAAGAACAAAUUUUAUGAUAUGAAAGAAAUAUGCAAGACUCAUUUCUUACAACAAGUGUACCGGAAAAUCGAAGGAGCCGUGCUAGACUCUCACAACGAACGUAACCUAAACUGUGUGACCACUUACCAGACCCAUUCCGUCCUACAAAGGUUCAUGUUGCGAUUCGACAAGUUACAGUUGGACUGCAAUGACCAUUUGUACGUAUACGAUGGGGCCCACGCCGUCGGAGCGUUUAAGGCCGACAUAACGUGCAGCAGUACCAAGCAAUCCAUCGGCGUGCUAUUCACCCGUACGAAUUUCGUCACGCUCAAGUACGUGACAGACGGCUGGGGCACGAGUACCAACGGGUUUAGAUUAAUUAUAACGGCGUUCAAAGAUCCAUAUUCGUUGGUUUCAGUCCAAAACUGUAAAGAAUUUAAAUGCCAGACCCAUUUACAUUGCAUAUCCGAAGAUUUAGUAUGCGAUAACAUACACCACUGUCCGGACGGUUCCGACGAAGACGCCUCACCCACGUGUCAAGGUCCCCCAUCGCCCACGCUGUUUGGCAUCAACGUCACCAUAUUGGCCGUGGCCACGCUCAUCAUACUCUCCACACUAGGCGUAUGCGUUAUCGUACUUACAGUGUAUUGCAUAUGCUACCGAACAUCUAACAGUACGAUAUCGUCGUCAAGGCACAACAUAUCUAUGCAAGAUACGUCCAAUCAUUUCCAAAUGAUUGGCGUCAACGGAACUGGGAGGUCGGGAAACUGGCACCACCCUGCGGGACAACAGCUCGGGUACAGCUCGGCACGGGUCCGUCUCUACUGCCAGGCAAAGUGAAAUAUACUGGCUCUGACAGCGAUAUUUCCUCUGUACAUAAAGAGGAAUGGUUCGUGUAGAUGAUGACCUAAUCCGUAGCCCAGCAGGGUGAAUCCGGUGGUACCUCGCCUGGCCGGCUUUUGCAGCAUUCGGAUUGCUGCACUUCUAUCAUAAAGGUUUUUACAUGCGUUUGAUUAUUUCAAUGCGACAAUGAUUGUCUAUUACUAUUGCGUUUUUAACAUGUAUUCUAUUGUUACUAUGUAAGUUUAGUUAAAUAAUUUUUGAAUUCUAUUGCUAAGAGUAUUAAAAAAAAUAAUAAUA
Messenger RNA from Adelges cooleyi (spruce gall adelgid), 1539 nucleotides. RefSeq lists its product as uncharacterized. Bases 316 to 1239 code for a protein of 307 amino acids. The record is from RefSeq and is a predicted model, not a curated record. The transcript has 8 exons. Lineage: Eukaryota; Metazoa; Arthropoda; Insecta; Hemiptera; Adelgidae. Gene Ontology annotation, molecular function: protein binding.